Messenger RNA from Nilaparvata lugens (brown planthopper), 2682 nucleotides. Its product is annotated as homeotic protein ultrabithorax. Gene Ontology annotation, molecular function: DNA-binding transcription factor activity, RNA polymerase II-specific; RNA polymerase II cis-regulatory region sequence-specific DNA binding. Gene Ontology annotation, cellular component: nucleus. The record is from RefSeq and is a predicted model, not a curated record. The transcript is spliced from 2 exons. Gene Ontology annotation, biological process: negative regulation of transcription by RNA polymerase II; anterior/posterior pattern specification. NCBI's taxonomy places the organism in Eukaryota, Metazoa, Arthropoda, Insecta, Hemiptera, Delphacidae. The coding region runs from base 474 to 1418 and encodes 314 amino acids.
AUUCGGCUCCCAACUCAGUGUGCUUCAACUAGCGUCCGCAGUAUCAUCUCGAUCUAGUUCUAUCGCCUCAUCCGUGUCACUACGACAUCGAAAAGUGAUUGAUAAACCAUCAGUGCACCAACUUACAUCAGUGACUUGUGAAUUACGGUGCAGAUAUUUUUAGAUAUUAUCACAGUGUUUUAUAGCUGACGAUUAGAUUGAGAUGAUGUGAUUUAGCACAUUCAUUAACUUUGAUAACACAAUAUCGGUGUGUUUUAGCAGUGCUUGAUAGGAGGAUUGUUAUUGUUGUGUGUGACUGAUAUUGAGUAAUUUUUUGUGUGUGUGAGAGAGGAUAUUCUUCAGUAUAGUGAUUGAUUAUUUUGAUACAUAGAUGGAUUAUGAGAUCUUCUUAAAUUAGACUGUAGAGUGUGUACCCAAGUGAUUGAGUGAAGUUGGUUAUUGUUGGACACCCUCCAAAAAUUCAGACAUCAUCCAUGAUGAACUCGUACUUUGAACAGUCGGGCUUCUACGGAGGUCACCAUCACCAGACAGCCGGUGCGGCAACCGGACACCACCACGACCAGACGGCAGCCGCUGCAGCCUACAGGUUCCCGUUGGGGUUGGGGAUGUCACCCUACGCAAGCAGUCAACACCACCACCAUCAUUCACUGCAUCAGUCACGUCCGCCCCAGGACUCCCCGUAUGAUGCUUCCGUGGCUGCAGCCUGCAAGUUAUACUCUAGCUCCAAUGACACCGGGCAACAGAGUAGUAUCAACUACAGCACGUCGAGCAAACCAGAUUGUAAUAAGUCGGAGAGCGCACACCAGAACGGCUACGCAGCCGCGGUUGCCGCAGUGAAAGACGUGUGGCAGUCGGCGACCACAGGAGGAUCCGCUAAUAGCAGCUCGCUAGUCGGCCCCGUGCGUCCCGCAGCUUGCACGCCGGAUUCCCGCUACGCUUCGUCCGUCGGUCUGGUCGGUGGCGACCCUGCAUCCUCGCCCGGAGCGACCGGCGGCGGACGGACGUCUUCGGCGUCCUCGUGGAACACAUGCUCGCUGGGAUCUUCCGCUUCGCAGCCGACUGUUGCUACUCAGCUGCAUCAGCAACCUUCCAACCACACAUUCUACCCCUGGAUGGCCAUAGCAGGAGCAAAUGGCAUGCGCAGAAGAGGCCGACAGACGUACACGCGAUACCAAACGCUGGAGCUUGAGAAGGAGUUCCACACCAACCACUACCUGACGAGGAGACGGAGAAUCGAGAUGGCGCACGCUCUCUGUCUCACCGAGCGUCAGAUCAAGAUCUGGUUCCAGAACAGGCGAAUGAAGCUGAAGAAGGAGAUCCAGGCGAUCAAAGAGCUCAACGAACAGGAAAAACAGGCGCAGGCAGCCAAAGCUGCAGCCCUGGCAGCCAGCCAAGCGCAGCAACAGGCGGACCACUAGGUGGACAGCUAGGUGCUCCACCAGGCGCACGGCGAGGUGGACCCAAAGACUCAUAGCAGACAUGCCACAGACCCACUUUUCCGUUCAAUUGUGAUGAUCAUACUAUAUACAUACUAUCCGGUGUCAAAUAGUGCGCGAGUGUGUGUUGUUUUUUAUAUAAAUAUAUUUUGGCCGCCAUGUUGGAUUUAUGCUGCCAACCAGUUGGCGCAGUCAACACCAAAGUCAACGACUGUCAAAGGUAUGGCACACUGCUAUCUCUCUCUCUCUCGUUCUAACUUCAAUCAUUAUCUCUGUGUCUCAUCACGCUUUGUUGUUAGAGCAUCCCCCUUCCCCUCAUCUACCCCACCCUCGCUGAUUUGGAUGUUCAUUUUGAAAAUAAGAAAUUGGAAAAAUCGUUCUCACAAGUUAAAGUGUAUUUUCGUUCUGAAUUCUAUUUUCAGUUACAUUGUAUAGACCUAAAAAAAAAAUUUUUUUUUUUUUCAGGUUGCUCUUGAUAUUGAUGUUAAAUUCUUCCUUAUUAUCGUAAUAGAAGAAGGAAUACAAUGAUUCAAUGAUUUUAAUUGAGCCAGAGUGCAUUAGUACAUAAGCCAGGUAACAUACAAAAUCACUAUAAAUAAAAUACAAUUAUACAGAAUACAAUGUAGAGACAAUACAGAAGUCAAACACAAUAUCCAAAACAUUAAAAUCUAUACAUCAACAAACUAUGUGUCUAAUAUAUCAAAUGUCUAUAUUCGUCCUAUUAGAUACAAAUCAAAUUCUUCCUAGAAGAGUUGAAUUAUUCUGAUUCUGCUCUAUAUUAGGAAAAAUCUGCAUUUAUUCAGGCUGAAUGGGACCUUCUCGUCAGGAACUCCACACCAACCAUAAGCCUUACAAAUGUACUUUUUACUGUCUGAUGAGUCACAGUAGCAUAUUAUACCGUUCCCACUCUUUACAGUUCAAAUGCUUUAAUAUUAUAGUUUUGAUAUUCAUGAUACUUUCAAGUAGCUUUAAUUAGUUCUACCGAUGGGUAGAAUCAUUAGUUUGAAACAAACUCACCGUGUGAGAGCUGGUUCUCAAUAUGAACUGUCUGCCAAAUUCAUAUAAUUAUUGAGCAAUGCCCAGUAAUGUAUUAGAAACUCACAAUGGGAAUCCUGAAUCAAUGACAAUCAGAGAUGAACCAUAUUCUGUAUUACGCUCUAACUUUGAAGGUUCACAGAACGCAUUAUUUUAAGCUUCGAAUGUGGAACGAAUAGUAGAACCAGGUGGAUAAUGAAAAAUCCAUGUC